Messenger RNA from Cyclopterus lumpus (lumpfish), 1024 nucleotides. It is a transcript of the gene selenoh, whose product is annotated as selenoprotein H. NCBI's taxonomy places the organism in Eukaryota, Metazoa, Chordata, Actinopteri, Perciformes, Cyclopteridae. The transcript is spliced from 5 exons. The record is from RefSeq and is a predicted model, not a curated record. Gene Ontology annotation, cellular component: Golgi apparatus.
CAAAUACUUUGGUACAGUCCCCGUGCGCGCGAAGAUUAAGUAACUUCAAUGGCGUCCAAAGCAGGUCGUCGCGGGACGAAACGCAAAGCGGAGGUUGAGGCCGAAGAGGAGAAACCAUCCGUGGGGGAGAAAAGGGACAGAGGAGAGGGGGAGAAGGGCCAAGGAUGCCAAAGAGUAGUCAUUGAACACUGUAAGAGCUGACGAGUGUAUGGGCGUAAUGCUGAGGAGGUGAAAUCUGCCCUCCUGGUUGCCCAUCCUGAACUGAUUAUGGUCUUCAACCCCGAGAAACCCCGCAGAAACAGCUUUGAGAUCACUCUGCUGGAUGGAGGCAAAGAAACGUGUCUGUGGACUGGAAUAAAGAAGGGUCCGCCUCGUAAGCUCAAGUUCCCUCAACCUGAUGUUGUGGUUGCUGCUCUGCAGGAGGCUCUGAAGGCUGAGUAGACGCCCAGUGAAGUCGAGAUCAACAUUCGUCGCAAUUCUGCGUUGUGAGGCCGUGGACAUCACAAUCCCACCACUCCAACCGCAUCCUCCGUAAAGAAUUAGCAUCCAUCUCUAUUCAUCUUCAUCAUCCUCCUCAUCGUCCACUCGCAAAGUUUCUGACUUCCUCUGCACAUCAACUUAGAAAUGAAUCCGUAAACCCUGACUUUAGUGGCCUCCAGGUUUGCUUUCACACAACAGUGUGCUGCUAUGUGUGAUGUAUUAUUGUUAUAAUAAUAUUGUAACAAUAAUAAUGAACAGCAAAACACUAAAUUUGAUCUGAGCAAUAAAUCUGAAUUGAACACAGCUUAAGUUGUGUGGACCCCUCUAUGAAAUGGAAUUAGCAAGUCUGUAAUUCAAAUAUGGUCCACAGUUUGCUUUCAUAACUGAAUACUAAUGUCUGCACAUGUGGAACAAGGUUUUAAUAAACCAUACAAUUGUAAUCAUGUGUUCUAUACAUGUAUUGGCUGCUGCUGGUUGACACAGUGCUGUAGUACACAGUGGUGUGUUAUAUCUCAGAGUUAAACUAAAUACAUUCUUUGUCUGC